CUCUGGGACAGACUUUGGACUUGUCAAACAGACUCAUAUUUCUGUUUAUUUUCGUAGCACUCGGCUCCGCAUGGGUGUCUUUCUAUGUGAGUCUGCACUGUGGCCAGCAAGGUGUUACAGUACAAGAUGUAACUUAACCGACCCCUUCUCUAUUGAGGACAUCUCUAAAUAUUUCCUUUAAUUAGUUCAGACUGGUCACACACUGCACAAUCUUUCAGCCACAGUCUUCAUCCCAUUCUGCAUCCUGAUUGGCUGUAAUUGUCGCAGAUUAUUCUAGUUAACAUGUCGGUGAGCCUCUUAAAGCGCAUUUUUGAAGACGAUCGAUGAUACUGAUUUUACGCUGAGUUGUAUCCGAUCAGUGGCUUUUAUCAGCAAGUUCCAAAAUACGUGAGCAGAUGAAAAAUCGCAAGACAGCACAAAUCUUUGUGGAUGUGUAAGAAGUUUUAUGAUUAUCUCUCGAGUUUGAAAUUAAUUUGGAAAAGUUGAACUUGGGACACAUUGGGACAAAUGCAGGGUACAUGCUAGACAGGGCUGACAUAUAGAAACAACUAUUCACACUCACAUUCACACCUACAGGCAUAUUCUAUUUUUUAUAUCUACGCUUCAGUCCAGGACACAAAUUGACAACUAUGUUCUAUAAUAGAUUCAUGAUCAUAUAUAGUUUUAGUUGAAUUUAGUUCAGAUUUAGUUUUACUCUCUUCCAAUCUGUUUUCUAUCUAAACUUUAAUAAAAGGAGCAGAUUAUAAAGAGCCACUCGAGUAUUGAUUGAAAACUAAUCAUGGAGAAGUCUUUAUUCUUGUUUCUUGAAUCUCGACACACAACCAUCCAUCCACGCUUUAAUGUGUGAUUACAUUUACAACAGCCUCUCUGAGCUCUCAGAAAUGUAAUUAUGUCCCUCACACCCAAUGCUUUUACAAAGAUACACCAUUUAACAAUCUGAGCCACGAUGUCAUGCACUUUUAACUUUACUCCUCUCUCUCUUUUUUCAAUUGAUUUGUUUAAUCCUGGCACGGCUGUAGUCUCCCGCCCUUCAGCCGGCUGUAAAUGUGUCUAAGCAGGACUAUAGUGUGGCAUUUUCCUCCUCAGGGCCCUGAUAUCCUGGGAGCCCUGACUGAAAGUCGUCUGACAUUGCAGCCGAUUUGGCUAAAACAGCUCUUUUACUGGAACCUCCUGCCAGAUUCUUGUGGUCGAUGUGGUGCGAGGGUCUCCAGAUCCGCUACUGUUAACUGUGCAAGCCUUCACGUUGACCUACUUCUCAACAUUUAUGUAAUCUUUAAGCCGAUGGGGGAGUGCAAGGGAAAGGGGGGCGAUGUCAUGGCUUGGUUAACCACAGACGGAGGCAAUGAGUGGAGCUCUCAAGGAUCUGAAUCUGAACAUCGUGGAAAUGACUGAUGAAAAUGCCACAUUGGACGGAGGAGAUGUUCUUUUUACAGGUCGAGAGUUCUUUGUGGGCCUUUCCAAACGGACCAAUCAGAGAGGAGCCGAGAUCCUAGCUGAUGCGUUUAAGGACUACGCUGUGUCGACGGUGCCGGUGCAGCAGGGGCUGCACCUGAAAAGCUUCUGCAGCAUGGGGGGACCCGGCCUUAUUGUCAUCGGCUCCAGUGAACCAGCACAGAAAGCUCUCAAAAUCAUGCAGCAGAUGAGUGACCAUCGCUACGACAAACUGACAGUGCCUGAUGACCUCGCUGCCAACUGCAUCUACAUGAACCUGCCCGAUAAGGGACAUGUGCUGCUGCACUGCACAGCGGAGGAGUUUCCAGAGAGCACGAAGGUGUUUGAGAAGCUGAAGGACUACACACUCAUCCCAGUGUCCAACAUGGAGAAGGUCAAAGUGGACGGAGCCCUCACGUGCUGCUCUCUGCUCAUCAACAAGAAAGGCAACAACUGAGCCUGCUCAGGGUCGGGGGGGGGGGGGGGGUCUCUUUCAGUGGAUGGUAACCAAGCAGAGUCAGAGUCCCAUCACCAAGGAACCCCGAGGUUCAGCUGUCUUUGUGCUUAGAGUAAGGGAUGAGCAUGUUUGUUCAUGCUGAGGGACAAAGAACAUGUAAAAAUUACACAACGUUAAAAGUCUUAAAAGGUUUGAAUUGUUCCGUUGGUACAAAUUACAAAUAGCUACAUUUAGAUAUUUUACUAUUUACUUGAAUAUAUUCUAACAUUACCUAACAUUUCCUACACACGUUAGGUCCAUUUUACUUACUAUCUGUUUAGAGCACUUAGUUCUUUAGUCGACUGUUCAAAUAAGAUGCUAAUUAACUAGAAUCUCUCCCAGCAAGUCCUGAAUGGACCAAGAAAACCAGAUGGAUGAGUGCGAAAUAAAACAAACAGAUUAAUCUCACCAGAUUCAGAUAAAUAACUAAAAGACAACGACACUGACAAAUGAUUCCAGGAAGAGUCAUGGAGAAAUGAAAAAUAAAGGCUUUUACAUCAAGACUAUGUUUUACUAGAUUGAGCUCAAUGAAAGUUCCAGAGGCUAUAAAGUCAAGUCAAGUCAACUUUAUUAUCAAUAAUGCCAUAUGUGCAGGACAUACAGAGAAUUGAAAUUGUGUUUCCCUCUUAUCCCCGGUGCAAACAGCAUUAAACAUGAAAUAUAAAAUAUAAAAAAUAUAAGUAAUUAAAAUAAAAAUCUUAAUGGUACCCAGUCGCACCCCUGACGAUAGAGUUUAUCAAAUUGUGUCGGACGUGGUGAAGAUAGAGCAGGGAUGCACGUGACUGUGCACGUUUAUUAAGCAUAGCAGGAAACACGAUGUGGUACCGAACCUGCCUUUCUUCACAGUUGUGGGCAGUAAGAAGUGGGAACCAACUCCUCAAAAUGUGGAAACCAAUGUAAUAUAACUCUUUAUUCUGUUUACCAUUUUAACUGUGAUGGAAUUCUUACGUGUGACUGGUUAUAUAAAAUGGAUGGUGGUUUAAUUUGUAGUAUGGUUUCACCACUGUACUUUAUUUCAAAUGUGCUAUUAAGUAUUUAAAAAAUGUGGAGCCACUUUUCAGGAUGUUCAGAAUUCUCGUCCUCGUGAUGGAAGUUCUUGAAAAUGCGACUGGAUUUGUGUUGAUCAGUGAUUUCUUUGUGAUUAGUUAUGAUUCUGUGAUAGUAAACUGCUGCGGAGACCUGACGUGCUCUUAGUUUUUAUGGCUGUCGUCAUUUGCCACUGAUUGUAAAGAACUGAAGACAGUUAAUUGAUCCCUGCCACCAGCUGGAGGAGCAAACCUUAUUCUACAAUUCUACAAGAACCAUCUGGGCCCGUUUAGUUGCAGCGAAUUUGCAUCCCUGCUGCCGAGCGUCUCUUAUUUGUGGGGAUGCAAACUUGCUCAUCUGUGCCAACCUUGCAGAGGACAGGAAACAGCUGCCUCUGUGUGUUUUCCUCAUUACAAGACGACCUAAGCUUUCACUUAGUCCAACGAAACACCUCUGCUCCUUCAAUGUGAAAACAAUCCAUGAGUUCACUCCUGUGGAAAGACUCUGAAAACACUGUCGUUAUCUCACAUUGUUGGUUUUGUUGAUUUUGCUUCCAUUUUCCCUCCGUCUGGAAGAUUUGACUCCAAAACAUGAUCCACUAAAUCUAAUAUCACAAAAUGCGACAGCAGUGAGAGUUGGCACUCAGCACGCAGAGCGGACUGACUGUUUGGUGCGUUUCCAUGUGUGUGCACGAUGGAAGCUGCCAGCAACAGUUUGACUGAUGAGCUCUGUUUCUGUGGCCUUAGCUCUGCUGUAGCCGAAAUCCGUGUUUGAGGCCUGCGGAUAUGACGGCAUAGCGCACGUAUACUGUAAAUACACUCCGUGCUGUAGCGUGAGGCCCGUCACAUCUGAAACUGUGUUGUUUCUCAUUGUGAUUGUAUGUGAAAGUUGAGGAAAUGACAUCAGGAGGUGAUUCAACCUCGCUCCGUCGACAUUUGCGUAUGGGCAAGUGGGCAGUGAUGAAACAUGGAAAGAAUUCCUGCAGGGAGGAGAGAGGCUCAGACGCCAGUAAACACUGACUCUCUUAAACUUUCUCUCUUUCUCUUGAUUGUCUCACUCUCAACAUUUCUCCUCCACAGUUAUUGCCUCAUAUACGAUUCUGGCCUGAUUCGUGGACAUGAUAUCACACAGUCUGGCCCCAACAGUGCGGACGUGAUGGGCUGGCGUUAAAGUGCGACUCUUGUAUAUUUGUACAGAAGGCUGCUGACUGGUUGCAGGGCGAUAACAUAGCUGCAGAGCCAGACGGGAGCAGUCACACUGCCUGAUUACCACAUGGCAGCUUUUCUUUUUUUUAGUGGAGUAAAAUCUAAAAAUCUAAAACUGCCAUCACCUCUCACUCCUCCGAUCCUAAAGUCAAAUAACAUCCUGUACGUUAGUUUGGCUCUUGGCUAGCGUUGCUGUAUGUGAGUUACUGCUCCUGACUUUGCUGAGGGCUCGUAUUUAUCCCCCCACUCAUCCCUGUUGUCAUGACGGUGUGAUCGGCCAUGUUCCGACUCAGGUCUCUUGGUUCUCAUUCAAGUUGUGAGUAAUGAUUGUUUGUGUCAUGUUAAAUUGAGCCUUUCAUCUACUACGUGUAAUAAAUUAACAUCUACCACUCA
Messenger RNA from Paralichthys olivaceus (Japanese flounder), 4551 nucleotides. RefSeq names its product dimethylarginine dimethylaminohydrolase 1 (gene ddah1). The record is from RefSeq and is a predicted model, not a curated record. Gene Ontology annotation, biological process: arginine metabolic process; positive regulation of nitric oxide biosynthetic process. NCBI's taxonomy places the organism in Eukaryota, Metazoa, Chordata, Actinopteri, Pleuronectiformes, Paralichthyidae. Gene Ontology annotation, molecular function: dimethylargininase activity; amino acid binding.